This is a messenger RNA of Mya arenaria, 1754 nucleotides long. Its product is annotated as E3 ubiquitin-protein ligase XIAP-like. Gene Ontology annotation, biological process: regulation of cell cycle; negative regulation of apoptotic process. Gene Ontology annotation, molecular function: cysteine-type endopeptidase inhibitor activity involved in apoptotic process. Lineage: Eukaryota; Metazoa; Mollusca; Bivalvia; Myida; Myidae. The coding region runs from base 346 to 1260 and encodes 304 amino acids. The record is from RefSeq and is a predicted model, not a curated record. The transcript is spliced from 5 exons. Gene Ontology annotation, cellular component: nucleus; cytoplasm; spindle microtubule.
CAUUAAUGAUUUCACAGUAAUACUUAAUUCACGACGUUAAUGAGAACUUUUGGAAUCCACAUGCUUAAGUCAAAAGACAACAUACACAAUUGUUUACUAAUUUGAAUUUUUUAAGUUAUAAUUAUAGCCGUAUGAGGAGAGUAAUAGUGCAUAGCAAUUUAACGUGUUCAAAGAAUGUAUCUCCCAAUUAAUUAUACUGAAAUUGAACGAAUGCACAUGGACUUUACCGUAAUUGGCAAAGAUAGUGGUACACUUGUUGCUUUAGUAAUUUCUGAACGUUUCUUAAUGACUCAGAGACGAGAGAGGAGAACGGAAACAGUAACUUUUGAUGUUCCAUGAUCAGUCAUGGCCACUCCAAGCAAACAGAAGCACGACACUGCCAAACCCACACCUGCCUCACUUGGAAUCAGCACAAUGAAGCCCAAAUUUCAGCAGUAUGCGUUGCCGUCCAAACGACUAGACUCGUUUAUAGAGGCGUCAGUGCCGUGGCCCGAAAGUUCACCUGUUAAGGUCGAAGACAUGGUUGCGGCUGGGCUUGUCUAUACAGGUGUUGGCGAUAGUGUUCGCUGCUACCACUGCGGUGGUGGUCUCCGGAACUGGGAGCCGGGAGACGUCCCAAUGGAGCAGCACGCCAAGUGGUACCCGACCUGCCAACACGUCCUAAUUACAAAGGGCAAAACAUACAUCCACAAUGUUAAAGCUGGGGAAAACACUGAACAAAAUUCAGCUAGAAGUUCUAAGGUUAAACACUCAUCGUCGGACAACUCGGCACAGCAACAACAACAAGAAGCCAUGCAAGCCGCUGCCGAGUUCGGAUAUUCAGAGGAGAACAUUAACAUUGCAGCGUGUUUAUUUCGAGAACGAAAUGGUAACGGUGCCACCUCCAAGUUUAAAGGAGCUGAUUUGGUGUCAAUUUUGAUGGAAAUGGAAGACGACCCUGACCUUGCUUUGAAUGCCAAUGUUCUUGGUUCAUGUUCGCCAACUAAGCCUUCAGACAAUACAGAAAUUGAAGGUGACGAUCUUCAAAGUCUUGUUCUUGAGAACGAAAACCUUAAAGCAUUAUUCAACUGUAAGAUCUGCCUUGACAAUCGCGCGGACGUUAUCUUUCUCCCCUGUGGCCACAUUGUCAGCUGUCCCCAGUGUGCUCCCGCCCUUGACAUCUGUCCAGUCUGCAGCAAGUCGAUCAUGGGCCUGGUCAAGGCACAAUUUGCAAACAAAAGAAAUGAUGUUGAUAAUGACUAUACUGAAUGUGGUAGAUAGAUAGAUAGAUACUUUUUAUUACUCCAUAAGUAAAGAGAUUAACAUAUAAACAGAUGAAUAAGAAGAAUAUAUACACACAUCGAUGAUUUGAUAUACACGAACAUCAAAAUAGUUAUAUUUCAAAUGGACAUUACGAGAAUUAAACAUUUCGAGUAAUCAUUUAUAAAACCAACAUCUUCCAUGCACAUAUAAUUAUUUACAGAUAAGAUAUUCAGGUGUAGUCUUAAUUGACAAAAUAUAUUAACGAUAAUUAUUCAGAGUUAUCUUCUCAUUAUGUAUUACAGACAAUCUCUACGUGGCGCUUUCUGUGUAAAAUACAUUGUAUCCAUAAACACAACUUUGUGACUGUGUGUUUCUCCGAUAAACUUGACAAUUCAUAAUGUAACAUUCAGUUUGUAGCAAUACUUUAGAAAACGGGUAUUUUUGAUGUAUGCCACAGUAAAUGUGAUUUGAUGAUGUUAAAAUAUUGUGAAAAUACAAAAUGAUAUAAACAA